AUGGUGGCCCUCAUGAGGAAGGGGAUACACUGCCUCACCUACAUGGAUGACCUGAUAAUCAUGGCGCCCAGCUUCAACAAGGCCAUUUGCCACUGGGCGAUUGUCCUCAAGACCCUUUCCAACCUGGGCUGGAGUAUCAACCACAAGAAGUUGUCUCUCCACCUGAGCCAGUCCAAGGAGUUUCUCAGGCUUAUGGUGGACUUGUCCACCAAGCCAAUGCUGCUGGCCCAACUUCUCCUGCAAAACCUCUACCACAACAUCAAGCACUGCAGGGACUGGCACAGCCACAUCCACCUGUUGAUGGUGGCACUCAAUGACCUGCAGGAGUGGAUGGUCAGCCUGACGAAGUGGGACAGCCAAGUGGUGUCAAUGAGACCAUUCAAUGUGGUACUCAACACCAAUGCCUCCCUCACUGGCUGGGGAGUAGCCCUGAAGGACUCAACCACUACUUCAGUGGGCUGGUGGCACAGCAGAGACUGGCACAUCAAUGAGCUUGAGCUCAAGGUGGUCCUGCACACGCUCUGA
Messenger RNA from Acanthamoeba castellanii str. Neff, 525 nucleotides. RefSeq lists its product as uncharacterized. Lineage: Eukaryota; Discosea; Longamoebia; Acanthamoebidae. The coding region runs from base 1 to 525 and encodes 174 amino acids. The record is from RefSeq and is a predicted model, not a curated record. The transcript has 2 exons.